This is a messenger RNA of Aplosporella prunicola CBS 121167, 1236 nucleotides long. RefSeq lists its product as uncharacterized. The record is from RefSeq and is a predicted model, not a curated record. The transcript is spliced from 2 exons. NCBI's taxonomy places the organism in Eukaryota, Fungi, Ascomycota, Dothideomycetes, Botryosphaeriales, Aplosporellaceae. The coding region runs from base 1 to 1125 and encodes 374 amino acids.
AUGGAUCCACGCAAAGGCAAAUCCGCCGCCGGCGACGGCAAGAACCUCAAGCACGCUCGCGCUGCGCCCGCCGAUCGUCGAGUGCUCAACCCGGUAUCUCGCACUCCUGCAACAUCUGGCUCCACCCAUGACGCCACGCGCGCCGACGUUUCUUUCCGCCAGCCCGGUGAACCAGCUAGCCACCAGAGGGCUACAUCUAGCAGCGGGAUCACGCUCAAUACAGCCACGGGCUUUCCCUUCCAGAACCCUGGUCAGCUUUCGAGCCACCAGAGAGCGGCAUCUAGCAGCGCGGUCAUGAUUUCGCGUGGCACCCAGACAGACCCUGUAGAGAUUCGCUCCAUCAUUGCCAGUCCGACGGGCCAGGAUACCGCCAGUUUCCCGAACUAUUCUGCUUCGCCCACUGGUAGGGGCGUUUUCCCUGACUUUCCAACCGCCUCGCCUCUUGCCUCGGGUACGGAGGUGAUUGACCUGGGUGAGGGCAAUGACGACGAUGACGAAAAUAGCGACGCAGGGACGAUUGACCCCGGUGAGGGUGACCAUGGCCACACAGUUGUAGUUGACCUGGGUGAUGAAGCAGAAGAGACAAGCGACGAUGCGGAAAACACCGGUAUAGUUGACCUCGGUGAUGAUGACGAGGAAAAAACACAGUCCGCCGCUCCGGCCCCUAGUUCCGAUCAGCCUACCGCGCCCCAAGGGCUGGCUCCGGCCACCACGCAAGCCCAAAGCUCAACGCCAGCUACCACUCAGGGACAGGGCGCAUGGAAGGUCCUCGAUAUUCUCGAUGCGGGUAGUCCCGUCAUAAGGGAUAUCCCGCCCGCCCUGUUUGCGUACCACAAAAAUAAGCUUAAGGACGUAAAGGGGCCCAAAGCCCCUUGGAGGGCUGCAUGGAUGAGAGAACCGAAGCCGCGAUGCUUUUACAGACACCUCACGCCGUCCGGUGCAACCGGCUCACGUGGAGAAAUGAGAGUCCUCCAGGCAGAGCGUGCUUGCUACAACUGUGAGAAGUAUGGGGAACCGUGCAUUGUGCACAAGGCCGGCCAGCGCGUCGCUUUGCCUCUCCGGGACGAGAUCCGGGACGUUACCGCGGGCUGGAAGAAUCUUCGGUACUAUGUUCGUACCGGAUAGUUAGGUAGCUAGGAAGGCGAUGGGCCGAGGAUUGAGGCUUCUUGUAUUUUUAUUUUUGUAUGUUGCGGGUAAGAGGUUCGCGGUUCAAUGAGAUUCUUUCUUCAUACAUCC